Camellia sinensis is the source of this 1268-nucleotide messenger RNA. The record is from RefSeq and is a predicted model, not a curated record. Lineage: Eukaryota; Viridiplantae; Streptophyta; Magnoliopsida; Ericales; Theaceae.
UCACCAUUUGUAAAACAUAACAUUCAAUCAAUCAAUAAUACAUCAAUUUUAACAUGGUAUCAGAGCAAGGUUAGCUCUUGGUGAUCUUCACCUUCCGGCGGGUGGCAACCUUGCCUUCACCGCCCGCCGGACCCCAACCAUGCUUAUUGAAACCUCCAUCAACUCCAUUACCUUCUGGUCCGUCAUCUCCAACCGCAAUCAAUCUUGACAAGUCACCAUGGGUCGCAUGCACAGUCGCGGUAAGGGUAUCUCCGCUUCGGCACUGCCUUACAAGACAAACACCUCCCAGUCUCAUCAUAUAUCUUGUUCUUUUGCUCUCGCUGUUCUGUUCCUCAACUCCGCGGCGUAGAUCCGAGGAGUUUGGGAAAACCCUAACCCUAGCCAAAAAGCGAUCGAUCUCAGUCACAAGCUCUCCAUCUCUAUCUUCCUCACAGUUCUUCAGCGACCUUUCACUGCUAUCAGACAUGGCUGGCUUGGCCCCAGAGGGUUCUCAAUUUGACGCUCGUCAGUAUGAUGCCAAAAUGAGUGACUUACUUGGGACGACUUAUGGAGAAGAAUUCUUCACUUCGUAUGAUGAAGUUUAUGACAGCUUUGAUGCGAUGGGCUUGCAAGAAAAUCUCCUGAGGGGCAUUUAUGCCUAUGGUUUUGAGAAGCCCUCUGCAAUUCAGCAAAGGGGGAUAGUUCCCUUUUGCAAAGGACUUGAUGUAAUUCAACAAGCACAGUCCGGAACUGGAAAAACUGCAACUUUCUGCUCUGGAAUUCUGCAGCAGCUUGAUUAUGGUAUAGUUGAAUGCCAAGCGUUGGUUCUUGCACCCACUCGUGAACUUGCUCAGCAAAUUGAAAAGGUCAUGCGAGCACUGGGUGACUAUCUUCAUGUGCUACAGGCUCUGCUUCAGAUUAGCAUACACAGCUCUCUCAAAAUAAAAAACAACACAGUUCUCUCUCUCUCUCUCUCUCUCUCUCUACUCAAGGACAUCCACCAGGGUGACCACUUUCCAACCCCUUAUCCACCACCUUUUGCACAUACCCAUACCCUUUUUUAUUUUUUAAACCAAUCUCCACCAAACAAGCCAGACAGACUACUUAUCACCAAACCACUUGCAGCACAUGUAUGGCCAUUAUAAUAUUACAAUAUGCUAGCAAAAUCAACCCACAUGAACCACUUACAACUCCUCUUCGGUUUUGCAGCAUACAUCACUUGGUCCUAUUGAUAUAUAUAUAUAUAUAUAUAUAUAUAAAAGAUGGCCACAAUCAUCAUGCUGACCAUA